Molecule: messenger RNA, 685 nt
Organism: Anopheles bellator
Lineage: Eukaryota; Metazoa; Arthropoda; Insecta; Diptera; Culicidae
Exons: 4
Coding region: 30-599 (189 amino acids)
Source: RefSeq, a predicted model, not a curated record
CAGAAGACAUAGGAGGAUGGAGUGAGGCAAUGGCGAACAGACCUGAGCUGAAGCAACUGUCAUCACACGGAAAAGUGGACAGAAAAAUUCUUCGUGGUGCUAUAAGGUCUCUCGAAUUCGUUGAAUUAAAUGUGAAGCGUCCUGGAGUUCUGCUUGAGAACCUUUUUGAAGUUGCGCCACGGUUGAACUGGCUGAAACUCAAUCACGGCAACCACGAUCAUUUUGAGUUACAGUUUAUCUGCGAGAAGUUUUCGUAUCUCCAACACUUAGAAGUGAACGUGAAAGACAUGAUUGCAGCCGACAAUUCUGUACGAUUUGAUAGAUUGGCCCACUUGCAGGAACUUAAAUUACUUGGGCUUAGCAACAUUCGUUACAUUCAUCGCAACAACGUUCGGUGUUUGACAAUGCUCAAUAGUACGGUAAAGGGCGACGAACUCAAACAGAUACCGGAAAAGUUCCCUGCGCUUAAGAGACUGAUCCUCGAGAAACGCUCGGUGUCUCUGGCUGGUGUCGAACGGCUACACAAAUUGAUGCCCUCCUGCAGAAUCGACUAUGGCAACAAUCGUUUCUACCCCGUUGACGAUGGAACUUCGAAAUGAAACACGCCCGUAAUGGAAAGAAGGUGCAGCUUCGGAAGGAGAUAAACUUUAGUGUUAUGAUUCCAGUAAAAAGACACUCAUGUAAU